Messenger RNA from Vicugna pacos (alpaca), 3678 nucleotides. The record is from RefSeq and is a predicted model, not a curated record. Lineage: Eukaryota; Metazoa; Chordata; Mammalia; Artiodactyla; Camelidae.
UCAGCAAGUGCUCUGGUUGGCUGAUGGGUCUGUAGAUGUGAGUUUUGAUGUAUUUGUGGGAGAGGGUGAGCUACAAGCGUCCUUCUACUCCGCCAUCUUACUUCUCCUUCUGCAAAUAUUUCUUCGUGGGAAUAGUUUUUAAAGCCAGUCUUUGAGAUUUGUUCUGACCCCAGGAGGACUCUUCUAAGCUGUCUUUUGCCCUAGUUCUCUCUAGCAAACUAGCAGACCUACAGCUAGCUGUUUUUAAUUGCUUACCACCAAAAUAUCCAUUGUUUUCAGAGCAUUCUUAAGUUUGAAUGUCCCCACGCUCUGUUUCAAAUAAAGUCAGUUAUUUGGGGGAGCGCUUUGGAGCUCUCAGUUUUUCUGGAUUGACUGGACAGAAUCUGAGUCUCUGUGGUGGAGCUGAGGGCAGGGACAGUGGUUCAUAUCUCUCAGAAUGACAUCCUGCUUAAUGAGCAGGGUACUGGGGUGGUAGCCUCUGGUCCCCAAUGCAGAACCUCUGCCCCAUGAGCAUGUAAGCUGGGACAAGGGUGAUCAGGGCCUCAGUAUUCUCAGUCUGCCAUGCCUGGAGUCAAGCCUCUUCCCUGUGCGUGAAGGCUGGGUGGAGGAAGGGAGCCCCAGUCUCUUGGCUGCACUCAUCAGGAAUUUAGCCUCUGCAACUUGGAGCAGAGAGAGGAAACAUUGUUGGAAGAUGCUGGCAGCCUGCUCCUCCCAGCGAGAUGCCAGUGAGAUUGACUAGGAGCUGAGGGGGAAGGGAGCCCUAUUUUCUUGGCCACACCCACUUGGAUCAGAGCUUUAGUCAUUGCUCUGAGAUGGGGAGAAAGAAGGGAAGGAGCAGUUUGUGGCCUAAGUGCCACAGACUCUCACUGUUUUAACUGAGAUUUAAUGGAUUUUCUUGAAUAAAGAGUUUUCAUUGGUAUUUUUCUCCCAGGUAAUUGUAAGGUAUAGCCAAGUUUGCAACUGGUGGUCUAGAGACCACAAGACACCCCAGGUGAAGAUAAAGAGGGUUUACUUGAAGAGGUCCUGAGACACACCCUCCAACCCCAAUGCAGACAUAGUGUCUUGCAGUCAUUGUUAGGACCCUAAUGCCCCAGAAGCAACAGCCCAAAGAAUCCCUCGGCUUCUAGGAAAUCCUCAAAUUUUGUCCCUGCAAAGCAUUGUCACUUUAUUGUAAUUUGAAGCCAGUUCCUAGAGUCCCACCUGGGGCAAGCAUCCAGCAGGAUUUGCUGGGUUUUGAGGUGCUCGGGAGUGGGGCUGCCUCUUUCUGACCACUGCGAUUGGAAGGCAAGUGGGCUACCAAAGGAGGUUUCCCUGGAAAGGGGGAGAGGUUCUUCUGGGUGGAGAAUCUGCAUUUUUGUUCCUCCUUGCAGGUCACUGUGGUCCCUUCCCACCCCAUCAUAGAGGUUACCAGGGGGAACUACCUGGAACGUCUGGUGGAGAGGGGAGAAGGUCGUUAGAAGUGGGCAGUGUGGCCAGAUACGCCUAGAAUUGACCCUGGGGCCUCACUAGCCCUCUGAUAAGCUUGGAGUCUGUUUUCUUCGGAGAAGGGGUGAGAAUGUGGAUGGUUCAGUAAACUCAACACUGGUUUAAGCAACAUUUAUUGCUCAGCUACUUGACCAGAGUCACACAGCUGAUUUGCAGCUCACCAGCUGCACUGCAGGUGAAAGUGUAAGUGAAUAUACAGUCUUGCUGCAGGGCAGCUUGGAAACAUAGCAACAGCUAAAAAAUGUUCAUUCCUUUCACCUAGUAAUUCUACAGCUAGGAAUGCAUCCUGAGAAGACCACCAGAGAUGAGCCAUUUUGUUUUCUGCAGCGCUUGUGACAUGCCAGCACACCCAUUAUGACGUUGGCUAUGGUGGGGUCAUACGUUUAAUAUGUGGACUGACCAGCUAGCUUAUAAUGUUAAGAGGCACAAAACUGUAUACGCCGUGUAUACACAUAUCCUAACAGACCGUGAUUUCCGUGGGUGGCGGCACUGUGAUUUUUAAUAUCACCAUUGUCCUUUUUUCUGUUGCUGAUGGUCUGCACUUAACUAAUGUUAUAAUCAGAAACAAAAGCUAAGUCUGGUGGAGUCUUGCUGAGGUUCCAGGAUGAGCGGGGAGGGCGGGCUCGGAGGCACGUGGGUUCCGCCCCGCCAGGGAGGCCAGCUGCCGGCCCCCUCGCCUGGGAGCUACCCUUGGGCCCCGAGGCCGGGUCCGCAGCGCCAGCGGGAACUCCACGUGGACCAUGAAGAAAGUCCCCCUGAAGGCCACCCACGACAACUUGGCACAGGGGCCCAGGACCCCAGCUUGCUGAGUCAGGUGGAUGAAUGCGACCAGAGGAUGAUCGGGAGCUCCGCCCAGCUGUUCGCGGCCUCCCUGGGCAACCUGGAAUGGCUGCGGAUGUGUCUAAAUCUGAACCGCGGGGACAUGCGACCGGAUGACAAGGGUUUCACUGCCAUCCACUUUGCAGCCCAGAGUGGCAGGCUUGCAUGCCUGCAGGUCUUGGUAGAGGAGUACAAGUUUCCCGUGGACCUGCCCACCAACAAUGGCCAGACACCCCUGCACCUUGUCAUCCAAUGGAACAACGAGGCCAUGGCCCUCGCCUGCAUUCACUAUCUGAUUACGCAAGGGGCGGCCCUCAACACUCAGACACGCGACGGCUCCACACCCCUGCACCUGGCAGCCCGCCAGGGCCUGCUGAGCUGCGUGAAGCGGCUGGUACAGGAUGGCGCCAACGUCCAUGCCCAAGAUGCCAUGGGCUGCAAGCCCAUUGACUACUGCAGAAUAUGGAACCACCGCGACUGUAUCCGGUUCUUGAAGGAUGCCAUGUGGAAAAAGGACAAGAAAGUCUUUGCCCGUGAAAUGGGGAAACUGAAGAGGCUCAAGGACCAGCUGGUCCUCAUGAAGCAGGACUUCCUGGCUGAGAAUGAAACAAAGCAGCAAAUUUUGAGAGAAGCUAAUUUCAAGAAGUGGCUCCAUCGCAAGCAGCAGCCUCAACGACACUCCCUGGUCCACAGCACUCAGCAAGGGCCCCACACCCCACCCCGGGCCACCGCCCUCUCCAAGACCCCCACGCGCGGGGACCUGUGGCCUCCCAAGGGCUUCCACCUCUCCCCGAAGGAACGCCUGAUACGGAUGGGGCCCAAGCUGCCUUCAGUGACGCCCGCUGCCAUCAGCAAGCAGCUCACCGCCAGGCGGCCCAAGGUGUGGAAUCCCAGCAACAAAGUUGCAAGGCCCCCCACCACCCAGAUCGGCUACCCGCAGGGCAUCCGCCUGGGCGUGCAUCCCGACCGCCCAGAGCAAGACUUCAGCAACUUCCUGAAGAUGAGGGCCGAUGGGCACGGUGGUGUGAGCCUGUACACCGUGUCCGGCCACCAGGUGGCGCCCGUGCCUCGGCUGCCUUCAGAGGUGAUCAUCCGUGAGCUGUUCCCUUCCGUGCGGCCACACAGGAUGAAGGUGCCCCAGGACUUUUUCUCUGUCACCUUGAGAGACAUCCCCCGGAAGCGGCGCUUGGGUCCAGAAAGUAGUGAUGGCACCUUAUGGACCGACACUGUGACCAUGUGCCUGCGAGAGACAUGUGACGAAGCCUUCCUGGCAGCUGUGCGAGCCCAUCAAAGGCUCCCCACUCUGCCCUCCCCCAGACCACCUCCCACUUAAACUUACUUCGGUAGCCUCUGGACCUGAGGCUUCCCAGUGAA